AUGGCUCGUACCAAGCAAACCGCCCGUAAAUCAACUGGAGGAAAGGCUCCAAGAAAACAAUUGGCCACCAAAGCUGCUCGCAAAUCAGCACCAUCCACUGGUGGAGUCAAGAAACCACAUAGAUAUCGUCCAGGAACUGUUGCUCUUCGUGAGAUCAGAAGAUAUCAAAAAUCCACCGAACUUUUGAUCCGCAAGCUUCCAUUCCAACGUUUGGUUCGUGAGAUAGGUAUGUUGUAAAAAAUCAGGUAUUAAUGGAAAAUCUUUAACGUUGUAAUUUUUCAGCUCAAGACUUCAAAACUGAUCUCCGUUUCCAAUCUGCUGCCAUCGGAGCUCUUCAAGAAGCAUCUGAAGCCUACCUCGUCGGUCUUUUCGAAGACACCAAUCUCUGCGCCAUUCACGCCAAACGUGUCACCAUUAUGCCAAAAGACAUUCAAUUGGCCAGACGUAUCCGUGGAGAACGUGCCUAA
Caenorhabditis angaria is the source of this 467-nucleotide messenger RNA. NCBI's taxonomy places the organism in Eukaryota, Metazoa, Nematoda, Chromadorea, Rhabditida, Rhabditidae. The record is from the annotation of a GenBank genome assembly.